GUGAAGAAAAACGGAUGAUCCGAAGGACGCCCCAACUGGCGCUCUCUCUCUCUCUCUCUCGCGAUAUAUAAAGUCUUUUUCCAUCAGCUGACUCAGUAAAAGCAAUAGAAUAGAAGGAAAAGUUGGAGGUGCUAUCGGUUUCGCCCCUCCCUUCUCUUCACUUCUCCUCUUUGUUUUUGCUUUGAUUAUCGUCGCACUUUGGUAAUCUAAUCUCAUCAAUGGAAAGGAUUUUAGACUGAUCACAACCAGAGAAGUAAAUCGGGGGGGUGGGGGGGGGGGAGAGAGAGAGGGAGAAGGAGAAUUUUGGGUUUCAGCGAGUGUCGGGGAGGUUCGAUCAUGGCGGUGGUUGAGAAUGCCGGGAUCAACGUCGGGGGAGCAAAUCGGACUGACUCGCACGCCGAUGUUGAUCAAUCCAAGACGAAUCACGCAAGGUCAAACGACCAGAGUUUCCAGACGAUGGUUCACCAGCAACAGCAGAAAGUGAGCUCAAACGGUGCUAUGAAUCACAAGCCUCAAAUGACUUUAGCUCCGCACGGUGGAACCAACGGGAACGGUGGAGUACAGGCUCACCAGUUGGUGCCAAACAGCGUCGAAUUGGGCAGCAACGGAGACGAUGGCAGCGAGGGUUUCAAGCAGAAGAUGAGGGAUUUGGAGGAAAUGCUGUCCAAGUUGAACCCUAUGGCUGAAGAGUUUGUGCCUCCAUCACUUUCCAAUCACAAAACUUUACUACCCUCUGGUGGUCAUCUGAGUUAUACUAACAAUUUUGGGAUGCAAAUUAACCCUGGCAUUGCCAAUGGAAAUACUGCCAGACGGAAGAAGAAUAACUAUACUAAUGGGAAGAGAAGGAUGAAUAGCCGUACCAGCAUGGCUCAGAGAGAUGAGGUGAUUAGGAGGACCGUGUAUGUGUCUGACAUCGAUCAUCAGGUUACUGAAGAACAACUUGCAGGUCUCUUUAUUAGUUGUGGACAGGUGGUUGACUGCCGUGUUUGUGGUGACCCAAAUUCUGUUCUUCGUUUUGCCUUUAUUGAGUUCACUGAUGAGGAAGGUGCAAGGAAUGCUUUGAGUCUGGCAGGGACUAUGCUUGGAUAUUAUCCAGUCAGGGUGCUGCCUUCAAAAACUGCAAUUGCACCUGUUAAUCCAACAUUUUUACCACGGUCUGAAGAUGAACGAGAGAUGUGUGCAAGGACUAUUUAUUGUACAAACAUUGAUAAGAAGGUUACCCAAGCUGAUGUCAAGCUCUUUUUUGAAUCCUUUUGUGGAGAGGUUCAGCGCUUAAGGUUGCUGGGAGACUAUCAUCAUUCUACUCGAAUUGCUUUUGUAGAGUUUGUAAUGGCUGAGAGUGCAAUUUCUGCUUUGAACUGUAGUGGUGCAGUUUUGGGAUCGCUCCCUAUAAGGGUAAGCCCGUCAAAGACGCCGGUUCGGCCACGUGCUCCUCGCACAUUGAUGCACUGAGUGCCCUUUAUCUUAUUUCUCUUCCGAACUGAUCUGGGGAUUAAAAUGUAUCUACAAUAUGCAUAGAUAUAUAUAGAAGCUGAAGCUGCUUGUGCGCCUUAGAACUAGACUUUGGUGCAUGGUGUGUUUGCCAAAGUUUCUGUCACCUAUAGAUAGAGUUAUUAUGGCUUGGUUGUUCUUUUGGCUGGCGUAUAGAGUUUGAUGUUAUUUCGAGGCUCAAGUCGUCCUGAUCUCUAUGUCGAAUAUUAUAGUAUUAUUAUUAUUAUUAUUAUUAUUAGUAUGGGAUUCUGUA
This is a messenger RNA of Diospyros lotus (date-plum), 1744 nucleotides long. Its product is annotated as polyadenylate-binding protein-interacting protein 12-like. Bases 337 to 1452 code for a protein of 371 amino acids. The transcript is spliced from 11 exons. Lineage: Eukaryota; Viridiplantae; Streptophyta; Magnoliopsida; Ericales; Ebenaceae. The record is from RefSeq and is a predicted model, not a curated record. Gene Ontology annotation, molecular function: RNA binding.